GGCUCAGUCUCGCUCAUUUUUCUCUUUGAUUCCAUCAAGUUGAAUUCUCAGUUGAUUUGAAAUUAUUGUUAAUUUGGUGAAAAAUUAAAAUUUUCAAUAAAUAAAUUAAAUUGUUUUCACUUUACUAUUUAUUACCUCGACUUGUUAUCUUAGUGUCUCUUCUGGAUCACCUUUUUGGACUUUUCUUAACCACCUUUACCUUUUUUUCCUCUUUCUCUGUCUCUUUCUCUGUCGCUCUCUCUUUCUUACACAUACACACUCAUCUUUUUUUUCAUCUUUAUCUUCAUCUUUUGUUAUUGUCUCUCUCUCACUUCCCUUGGUAGUUUUUUUAGUGUUUCUUUUUUUUUCAUUUUUUUUUGUUUCCAUUUCAUUUUCUGCCUUUUUUAACCUUCUCCUUUUCCCCUGUGUUACUGAUGAAAACUGAACCAAGUGCACCAGUUAAGGUAAAAUUGGAGAAAAAUGAUACUUGUUAUUCAUCUUCAGCCAAUACUCAUCAUUCUGUGAAACAGGAGACAAAGGUUAAUUUUAACUUAGAUAUAAAGCCAAACAGCAUUAAAAGUUACCAUGAAAAUUUGGAACUCGGUGGUACCAGUGCUUCAAAAGUAACUCGAACCCGUAAAGUGCGUAGAAAAGCAGGAGGACGUAAAGUGUCAACCAAAAGAAAAUCAACCUACAAACGUAAAACUAAGGGAAGAAGAAGACGCCGAACAACUGCAACAACAACAACAACCACACGAAAAACUACUCGGCGUAAAAGAACAACUAAAAAAUUGGUUACUGGCAAAGCUUUAACACCUCGAGCAAGAAUUUGUAAAAAAUUGGGAAUCGAGAGAAAUUUAUCUCUUGGUAUUCAUUCUCUACCCACCAUUAGAAAGAUGACCCAAGAAAAUACAAUUAAUCAUAAAAGAUCUGCUGCUGGUAUUGGUGUUCUUUCACUUUUUGGUUCAGAAUUAAAUUCUCAUGGUUCAGUUCCAUUAAGAGAUGAUGGUCCUGAUAUAGAUACCGAUUUAUCUGGUGUUGAUGAUCGUUCACCUUUACCUGAUGAACAGGAAGAUUCUUAUGGGCCACAAUUACCUCCAGAAGAUAUUCCUUUAGAAAUUGAUAAUGUUGACAAUUCAAGUAACCAUAAUAAGGACACAAAAAUCAACAAUUUAACCACAAACAAUGAUAAUAAUGAUAUAAUCACCACCGAUAACAAUAAUAUAGAAAGUACUUAUAAUAAUGAAAACCACGAUGAAUUACCUGUGAUUGAUAUUAAACCUCCAGUGCAAGUAAAUGAAAGUAUAGUUGCCGAUCAGACGAUAACACCAAGUGAAGAAAUUAAAUUACCUUCAACAGCCGAAGAGAGGGAAACAACUGAUCCUGAUGGAGAAAGUAAAGCUAAAUUGAAAAGAUGUAAACAUGGUAAAAUUAUUCAUGCCAAAAAACACGAUAACAAUUCAAGUAGUAAAUCUAAACGAAGCAGCUCAAAGGAUAACAAGAAAGAAGAUCACAAAUCAAGUUUAUUAAGAACAAUCAAGAAAGAACCGCGAGAUAGAGAUGAGGAAACACCGAAAGAUUCUCGUGAAAAUAGAGGAAGCAGAUCAUCUUUACCAAAUCGCCAUGAUGUUGAUAAUAAUCGGCGUCUUAUACCACAUGAUGAAAGAACUUCAAAACACCGUGAAAAUGAUAGAAAUCGUGAAAAUCAUCUACGUGAAGAUAGAACUCAUAGUGAUAAAAGAAAGCGUUUAAGUGCAAGUAAAGAAAUACUUUCACCUUCAUCAACAUUACCAAUAUCAACGACGACAACAACAACAACCACAAAUGCGACAUUAUUAUCACAUCUUCCUUUGCCACCUUUAACUUCUUCAACGAUACGAUCAAGAUCUGAUGAUAAUUCGUCGAAACGUCGAAGUAGCAGUAGUCAUAGAAGAGAUUCAUCAAGAAAUAAUCGAUCACCAACUCGAAAAGAGUCGAGAAAGACAAGUCCCCAUCACGAUCCGAUUGAAAAUAAAACCAGUGACAUUAGAAAGAAAUCUGAUCCAGAAGAAGAUGAUAAAUCAAAAGGAAAGAAAAAGAAACGAAAACAUAAACAUAAACACAGUAAAUACAGCGAUGAAGAUGAUUAUCGAGAAACAAAAAGUGCAAAACAUUACGAUCCAAUUGAAAGUAGCAAUGGAAAACGAAUAUCGACAAAUCUAACCAGUGACAAAAUAGCAACAAGUUCUACCAAUAACUCUCGCCAUCAAGAUCAUCAUCACAAAAAGAGUAGUAGUAAACAUCGUCAUCAUUCACGCGAUGGUCGAUCAUCGCCACUUUCUUCAUCUCAUAAAACAACGACCUCUCCUAACCAUCGUGAAGAAAGGGAUGAAAAGUCACGUAUAUCUCGUUCUAGAACGAAAAGAGCGCGACACUCAUCUCCAUCUGAUCAUGAUCACAUUUCCAAUAGAAAUCGAGAUGAUCGACGCGAAUCAAUACAAACCAAGAGUGGGAAAGUUUUAUCCUCAGUUAAUCCAACCACGAACGAGGUGAACACCAAAGAGAUUAAAGUGAAAAUUGAAGAUGCUAAAGAUUAUAAAGAUCACAAAGAACAUGGUAUCCCAACCAAUCUGAUAGGCACCAAUACAAACAAUACCAAUAAUGUUAAUAAUGUUAAUAACAGUAAUAGUAAAGUUUCCCGAUCCCCGACGGAAAUUAAAUCAGUUUUAUCGAAACCUGGUUCACCACCGAAAAAGGAUGUUCGUUUAGUAUCCAAAUCAAGAACUGAAUUUGAUAUUUUUUGGGAUGAGAACAGUCAGAAUAAGAAAGUCGAUAGUUCCCUUGUAGAUUUUGAUCCAACUAUCGAUAAGUCUGGUAAAGAAGAAACUGGACUUCGGUUUUUACCUCGAACACUUUUGUCCGAUCAAACGUCUCCAAAUGUUCAUCUUCCACCCACGGUGGGUCCAAGAACACCUCCAGAUGAUGAAAGAGCCGAGAAAAACGUUAUCCUUUCCUCCCCUGAUCAAACUAUGCCAACUCCAAUUCAAGAUGAAUCUCUUGAAGGAGAUUAUAGCAAUGGAACACCAACUAAACAACAAGGAAGCAUUAAAUCACUUAAUUCACCUUCGAUUGAUCCAGAUAUUUAUGAUCCGGAAGCUCCAUUGGAUAGUCCUGAAGACGAUCAAUUGAUUAAAAGUGAAAUCGCUCGAUCUCAGGCAAAGUUAAACGAGAUGGAGAAAAAGUUAUCGCCUAGUGAGAAGCAGAUUUCCGCCGUUGAAACUGUCCCUAGGCCUGAAACACCGGAAUUGCCUUCGCCUCGAUCACCUCACACAAACAAUAACAAUACCCCGACAACAACAAAUCAACAUAAAUUUAAAUCUCCCAUCAUUCCUCCUCUUUCAUCAUCGACAACAUCAACUUGUCGGGCUCCCACUCUCGCCGAAUCCUCUUUACCACCAGCUCCAGGCUCGCUUUUAGCUCAAAUUCAGAAAACUUUGAACCUUCAAACCAAAACUCAUUCAUCUCACUCAGACUCAUCCAAGCAAUCUCACCCUUCUCAUAGCGGAUCAACUGGAAUCUUAUCCUCAUCUACAUCAUCAUCUCUUCAAUCAUCAACAUUUCUUCAUGCAGCUAGUGGAUCAUCUGGAAAUGAUCAAACAAAUAAAUCAUCGUCAUCAACUGCAACCUUAGCACCUAAUAUAAAUUCACUAUCACCUUCAUUAAAAUCAUUAUUGGAAAAUCUAAUCAAAGCAGCAGAGCAACAACAAUCUAAAACCAAGUCAUCCAAAAUGGUAUCAUCUUCAAAUGUCAACAAUAUUUUCAAAAAACCUGCUCCCGUUUUAGAUUCUAAAUCUCGUUCAGUCUCCCAUUCACAUCAUCAUUCAGUCAAAACAAAGGUAAUCGACAAAGAACCAACCAAAAAAGUAACUUCGUCAGUAAAUCAAGGCCCAACUCCAAUUGGAUCAGCACCUCAAGGUCCAGGAAUGAAAAUAACUGAUGUUGCCGUUCUUGAUGAUGUACCUUCAUCCGCAGUCGAAUUACAAGUCAAAGAAAAGUAUUUGAAAAAAUUGAAUAGACAAGAACGUGUAGUUGAAGAGGUGAAAAUGGUACUGAAACCAUUUUAUCAACGAAAAGAAAUCACCAAAGAUGAAUACAAAGAAAUUAUGAGAAAAGCAGUUCCAAAGAUCUGUCACAGCAAAUCAGGAGAGAUUAAUCCACAAAAAGUUCGUUUACUGGUCGAAGGUUAUUGUCAAAGGUACAAACAUGAUCGUAAAAAGAGUAAAACUGUCAAAGGAAAAUGAUCAAAUCAAAAGGUGACAUUUGGAUGGUUAUUUUUUUUAAUGCGAGAACAAAGUCCUUUUCUCAACGAGAAGAUUGAUUUACAUAUUUCACCAUCAUCUUCAUCUUUGCUUCAAUUAUCUUCCAAUCUAUCUCUAUGAAGACAAAUGUAUUCAGAUUGAGCUUGUAAUUUUGUUAUUAGCAAAUGAUAGUUGGUUAUUUAUGCUUUUCUUCAAUCUGAAUUCAUCAUCAUCGAUAGAGUAAACAUAAUGUAAUCUACCAACAGGGAAGAAAAUUUCAAUUCUUAUUUAUCUUCGUUUUUAUCACCAUCAUCACCAUCGUCAUCAUCAUCUCCUUCAGCAUCUCAUUGUUAACCUUUAAUUCUUAUCCUUAAUGGGCCAAGAAUUUGCAAUGACAGUCGAUUGAUAUGAUUUCUAACGGUUGCUUUUAAGCUCCUUUAAUUGUUGAAAUUGCAAAAGAAAUUCACAUUUUGAUAAAAUACAAAUUAUCAAUCAACAAGCUAACUAGUGUCUGGAAAAAAUCAAACAAUUAACCAGGAUUCCCUUGUACAAAUUGAAUGAUUGAAUAUAUGUUAUAAAUACUAACAAACUAUCCUGGCAAUUUAAUUGUUAUUUGUAAGGAGCAACAAUUAGGAAACAAUCAAAUGUUUUCUUCAUUGACCCCCUUCUGAAUCUCUUCUGGAUAUUUUGGCUUCCAUUGAAUGGUGAUUACUGGAUUAACAGAGCAAUUAAAGAGAAUCAAUUUGCUUUGAGAAAAAAAAAUCAGCUGAUUCCCAGAUCAACACAAUCAAAAUCAAGGAAUAACUUAAUUUAAAUCCUCGAUUAUUAUUACAAAUAUAUAUAAAUAUUAUUACAUUUACAAUUAACACGAUUAUAAUUCAAAAGAGAUAACCAUCAUGUUAGAUUAACAUUCUAAUUAACUCAGCGAACAAUUAAAAGUCACCAUCAACUACUAAACAUUGACUGAUAUCAAUUAAAUUUUCCCUUUGAUUGAAUUUCAUCUGAUCAGGAAAACAUGAAAAACUUCAAUAAACUCAAGAAGAUUCACUUUUUCAUCUCGAA
Messenger RNA from Panonychus citri (citrus red mite), 5318 nucleotides. Its product is annotated as general transcriptional corepressor trfA-like. The transcript has 8 exons. NCBI's taxonomy places the organism in Eukaryota, Metazoa, Arthropoda, Arachnida, Trombidiformes, Tetranychidae. The record is from RefSeq and is a predicted model, not a curated record. Bases 414 to 4259 code for a protein of 1281 amino acids.